Molecule: messenger RNA, 2760 nt
Organism: Cucurbitaria berberidis CBS 394.84
Lineage: Eukaryota; Fungi; Ascomycota; Dothideomycetes; Pleosporales; Cucurbitariaceae
Product: glycosyltransferase family 2 protein
Exons: 3
Coding region: 1-2760 (919 amino acids)
Cellular component (GO): cell septum; cell periphery
Molecular function (GO): chitin synthase activity
Source: RefSeq, a predicted model, not a curated record
AUGGAUCCGCGAAGACCUGGCAGAACGCCCUCUCCGGGCCAGCCACUACGAGGCUACCAGCUCGAAGACCGAUAUGCCUCUCCCUCUCCACAGCCUGGUGUUUUGGAGAUUCCCAUGGGACCAAAUACAGCAGCCGCUUCUGCAGACCGGCUACCACUCCAGCCAAGUUAUUCUGUCGAGAAUAUCCCCUACGCCUCUGGUAACUACCACGAUGAUUAUGAUCCACGCCCUCCCGGCCAGCGCCUGGACAGCGACUACUCACUUGAUCCCCAAGCGCAUCACGACGCAUACUACAACCCGCCCUACGAUCCCUCUCCGCAUGACGAGAUCCCACAUCCAGGCUAUGGCACGCAGCCAACCCACUACUGGCAAGAUGAAGAGGAUCAAAGGCCCAUGAUGGCUGGCGCAAAUUCGUACGGCCCAGAUCCGCACGAUGGAGAGGGGCUCGACCAUAUGGACCAUAUGGAUCCAGAGAACCCGUUCCACGACGAGCCUCUGCCUACGCCUAGUCCAGCCCCAAUAAAGCGAUGGAAAACUGUAAAGGAAGUCCAGUUGUUCAAGGGCAAUUUGGUGCUGGAUUGCCCUAUUCCCCCUCGGUUACUCAACCAGGUACCACAUGCGCAGCCCCCAGAGCGUGACGAAUUCACACAUAUGCGUUAUUCGGCUGCUACGUGCGAUCCUGCAGACUUUGACGCAGAGCGCUUUACUUUGCGCCAGAAGCUCUUCGCAAAGCCCAGGCAUACCGAGCUCUUCAUUGUCAUUACCAUGUACAACGAGGAGGACGAGCUGUUCGCGCGAACCAUGACCGGUGUGAUCAAAAACAUUGAAUACAUGAAUUCACGGACGAAUAGUAAGACGUGGGGCAAGGACGCUUGGAAGAAAAUUGUUGUCUGCGUGGUUAGCGAUGGACGUGCCAAGAUCAAUCCGCGAACGCGAGCUGUGCUAGCUGGACUCGGUGUCUAUCAAGAUGGCAUUGCCAAGCAACAAGUCAACGGUAAAGACGUGACGGCACAUAUCUACGAAUAUACUACGCAGAUGACCCUCGACAUCAAGAAAGGCGUGGUUGGCGUUAAAAAAGGAAACACGCCGGUACAGAUGCUGUUCUGUCUGAAGGAGAAGAACCAGAAGAAGAUCAAUUCCCAUCGAUGGUUUUUCCAAGCGUUUGGCGCCGUUCUGGAUCCCAACAUCUGUGUCCUGAUCGAUGCGGGUACAAAACCCGGCAAGGACUCCGUUUACCAACUCUGGAAGGCAUUCGACUUGGAGCCCAUGUGCGCUGGUGCUUGUGGUGAGAUCAAGGCCAUGUUGGUUCACGGAAAGAAGCUCCUGAACCCCCUGGUUGCAACACAAAAUUUCGAGUACAAGAUGAGUAAUAUCCUGGACAAACCUUUGGAAUCAGCAUUCGGUUUCAUUAGUGUGCUUCCCGGUGCCUUCUCCGCCUAUCGAUACAUUGCACUUCAGAACGACAAGACUGGACAAGGACCGCUGGAAAAGUACUUUGCAGGCGAGAAGAUGCACGGCGCCAACGCUGGCAUCUUCACGGCCAACAUGUACCUAGCAGAAGAUCGUAUUCUUUGCUUCGAACUGGUCUCCAAGAGGAAUUGCCACUGGAUCUUACAGUACGUCAAGUCUGCGACCGGUGAGACGGACGUACCGACCACCAUGUCUGAAUUUAUCAGUCAGCGUCGCCGCUGGCUCAACGGAUCCUUCUUCGCUGCUGUAUACGCCCUGGCCCAUUCUUUCGAUAUCUUCCGCAGUGAUCAUUCGUUCCUGCGCAAAAUGAUGUUCCUCGUCGAAUUCGUUUACCAAACUAUUAGCAUGAUCUUCGCCUGGUUUGCCCUCGGUAAUUUCUUUCUGGUCUUCCGCAUCCUCACAGGUUCAUUACAAAACGAACUCGGUACGACCGGCAAGGUGCUCUUUAUCGUCUUCGAAUGGCUGUACAUCGCUGUGUUGAUAACGUGUUUUAUCUUGUCACUCGGUAAUCGGCCGCAGGGUUCUAACAAGUGGUACAUGUCCAUGGUAUGCUUCUGGUGUAUCAUCAUGGCAUACCUCAUGUUCGCAUCAAUCUUCAUCACUGUGAAAUCUGUUCAAACCCAAAUCAAGGAGAACAACGGCUUCAACGUUGCGGAUCUCUUCAAGGAUAAGAUAUUUGCGACUCUGAUUAUAUCACUACUAUCGACGUACGUGAUGUAUUUCGUCGUAUCCAUAAUCUUCCUCGACCCAUGGCAUAUGUUCACCUCGUUUAUACAAUACCUCCUCAUGACACCAACGUACAUCAACAUCCUAAACGUCUACGCGUUCUGCAACACCCACGACAUUACUUGGGGAACAAAGGGCGAUGAUAAGCCGGAGAAACUUCCUUCAGUCACGACAAAGGCCGACGGUAAAGCGGAUAUUCAAGCACCAACGGACGAUGCAGAUCUCAACACACAAUAUGAGACCGAACUUCGCGUCUUCAGCACGAAAUGGAAAGAGGAGAAGAAGGUGGUUUCAGCGGGGGACAAACAAGAAGAUUACUACAGGGGUUUCCGAUCUGGGGUCGUCUUGUUUUGGAUGUUUUGCAAUCUCGGGCUUUCUGCCCUCGUUCUGCAGGCAGGCGGCCUGGAGCUCACAGUCAGCAAUCCAGACGAGGCGCAGAAAAAACAAACCCAAGCGGCAACAAUUUAUUUAGCGGUGGUCCUCUACAGCGUAGCAGGAUUGGCUGCUUUCAGAUUUACUGGUGCUAUGUGGUUCUUGGUGGUUCGAAUGUUCCGCGGUGUCUGA